This is a messenger RNA of Pongo pygmaeus (Bornean orangutan), 457 nucleotides long. RefSeq names its product hemoglobin subunit zeta. The transcript is spliced from 3 exons. Gene Ontology annotation, molecular function: heme binding; oxygen binding; organic acid binding. Gene Ontology annotation, cellular component: blood microparticle; hemoglobin complex; haptoglobin-hemoglobin complex. Lineage: Eukaryota; Metazoa; Chordata; Mammalia; Primates; Hominidae. The coding region runs from base 29 to 457 and encodes 142 amino acids. The record is from RefSeq and is a predicted model, not a curated record. Gene Ontology annotation, biological process: oxygen transport; hydrogen peroxide catabolic process.
CUCCAGUGCAGCCGCCCACCCUGCCGCCAUGUCUCUGACCAAGACCGAGAGGACCAUCAUUGUGUCCAUGUGGGCCAAGAUCUCCACGCAGGCCGACACCAUCGGCACCGAGACUCUGGAGAGGCUCUUCCUCAGCCACCCGCAGACCAAGACCUACUUCCCGCACUUCGACCUGCACCCGGGGUCCGCGCAGUUGCGCGCGCACGGCUCCAAGGUGGUGGCCGCCGUGGGCGACGCGGUGAAGAGCAUCGACAACAUCGGCGGCGCCCUGUCCAAGCUGAGCGAGCUGCACGCCUACAUCCUGCGCGUGGACCCGGUCAACUUCAAGCUCCUGUCCCACUGCCUGCUGGUCAACCUGGCCGCGCGCUUCCCCGCCGACUUCACGGCCGAGGCCCACGCCGCCUGGGACAAGUUCCUAUCGGUCGUGUCCUCUGUCCUGACCGAGAAGUACCGCUGA